Molecule: messenger RNA, 2127 nt
Organism: Ictalurus punctatus (channel catfish)
Lineage: Eukaryota; Metazoa; Chordata; Actinopteri; Siluriformes; Ictaluridae
Gene: rab5c
Product: RAB5C, member RAS oncogene family
Molecular function (GO): GTPase activity; GTP binding
Source: RefSeq, marked provisional
CCGGGGCCCAUCGGCUGGACUAGAGACGUCUUGGGGCGGCGAGAAGGGAAAUUCCGCUCAAUCAACAUUUUGAGAACCGUUUACUAAGGUUUUCUCCACCUGUGACUGCUCCAUCUGUGACUCCCUCCAUCCGUCGUUUAGCCUGGUCUCGAUCCUGGUGUCCUCUGCUCCCCCUCUCGUCCUCUGUGUCCUUGCUGAUCUCCAGUCCCGGCGUUAGCCCAGCCUGCUCUCCUCUAGUGCUGGCAUGGCGGGGCGAGGAGGAACGACGCGGACCAACGGCACCACCGCCGCCGCCGCCAACAAGAUCUGCCAGUUCAAGCUGGUGCUGCUGGGAGAGUCGGCCGUUGGCAAGUCCAGCCUGGUACUGCGCUUCGUCAAGGGCCAGUUCCACGAGUACCAGGAGAGCACCAUUGGAGCCGCAUUCCUCACACAGACAGUCUGCCUGGAUGAUACAACAGUAAAGUUUGAGAUUUGGGACACAGCCGGACAAGAGAGAUACCACAGUCUGGCACCAAUGUACUACAGAGGAGCCCAGGCUGCCAUCGUAGUCUACGACAUCACUAACACAGAGACUUUCACCCGAGCAAAGAACUGGGUAAAGGAGCUCCAGAGACAGGCCAGCCCCAACAUAGUCAUCGCUCUGGCUGGGAACAAAGCCGACCUUGCUAACAAGAGGGCUGUGGAUUUCCAGGAAGCACAGGCGUACGCAGACGACAACAGCCUGCUGUUCAUGGAGACAUCCGCUAAGACCGCCAUGAAUGUCAACGAGAUCUUCAUGGCCAUCGCUAAGAAGCUUCCGAAGAAUGAGCUACAGGGAGGACCAGGUCCUGGGGCACGGGCUCGGGGCGGAGUCGACCUGCAGGAGGCGGCACCUCAGGGCAGAUCCGGCCAGUGCUGCGGAGGAGGAAACUAACCGUCCGUCCAGUCAUGUGGAGACCGUGGCCGAGGAUCAACACAGACCCAUUAUCAACCAACUCAUAGUCUGACAGUUAUGUCUAUUCACAGCCCAAGUGGAAAAUCUAGUCGGUUAGACUGUGGCGUCCAUCAGAUUCUGCUUCUGAACUGACCAAAGGGGCCGUUCACAGUUCACUUGUAAAUAUUUUGACCAAUUAUCCCUCCUACUCCUACCCCUAGGCAGAGCCACGACCACCUCUUUAACAGCUGUAUUUAAGAAGCAGCCACCUGUCAAAAAGAAAAAUAAAGAUAAAUUUGGGGAAUAAGGAGGGAAACUGAUCAAUUCUGUCGCACUUAACCAGAGCUGUGAGGUUCUUGUUCUAGUCUGUAUUCACACACACGUGCGCGCGCACACACACACCAAAUAAAUAAAUAAUCAACACUGCAGCUGGAGGGAAAACAGGCUUCCUUCUACUUUAUAUCCUCAACCUCUCUCUCUCUAUCUCUCUCUCUCUCUAUCUCUCUCUCCCCUCAGUGCGUUCUGAACUUUCACCUCCUCUCUCCGUCUCUGGGCACAGCACCUAACAAGUAUUGAAUUCUUCUUUCCUUCCUGAUCUUCUAAUUUCCAGUGAGAGGAGAAAGACACAUGGGAGUGAGAGGAUGUUUUCCCUUCAAGUGCAGCAUUUCUGUAGAUUCUGUAUUAUUCUUGGUUAUCAUUAUUAUUAUUAUUAUUAUUAUUAUUGUAAUUAUGAAUACCACUACUCCAGGUCUAAUGAAUAUAAACGAUAGAUUAGUUCCCCCUAAAAAUCAUUACCGUAGGAGAUCUUGAACUGUGAAUGCGUAACGCAUUAACAGCUAUAACACCAGUGUCUUUAAGCAUUAAUGAAAUGUGAUUUAUCAAAUCGUUCAAUCAAUCGUUCAAGCUGGUGUUUAAACUCGAAUAACGCAAGGCAAGGUUCGCUUCAUCUGACCAAAAUCAUGUGUGUGUAUAGAAAAAAAAACAAACAAACAAACAAAAAAAACCUGUUGCUGUAUUUGUACUUUGUAUUUUCUUUCUCUUUUUUUUUUCUUCUCCUGAAAAAGCAUAUCCAAUCAUUAUCCAUCGUCAAUACAAUACCUUCCCAAAACAGAUCAAUCAUCCAUAUAUUUUUUUUUUUCCUCUUUUCUUUUCGGUGAAAUGAUUUUUGUAACUAAGUUGUCUCUGAGUGCACUGGCUGUUUGACUGUCUUAUGA